Messenger RNA from Chenopodium quinoa (quinoa), 5297 nucleotides. RefSeq names its product putative disease resistance RPP13-like protein 1. Gene Ontology annotation, biological process: defense response to other organism. Gene Ontology annotation, molecular function: ADP binding. NCBI's taxonomy places the organism in Eukaryota, Viridiplantae, Streptophyta, Magnoliopsida, Caryophyllales, Amaranthaceae. The coding region runs from base 605 to 4732 and encodes 1375 amino acids. The record is from RefSeq and is a predicted model, not a curated record. The transcript has 4 exons.
CCUUAAAAACCCAAAGUAGGAGAACCAUUCAUGUCAUUUACAAAUUCACAAUCACUUGUUAUCUGAAUUUCCAACUCUCAUUUACAAUAUUUCUCCACUUGUGUCCACAUUAUAAACCCCCAAAACUAAGAGAACCAUUCAUUUCAUUCACAAUCACUUGUUAUCUGAAUUUAAUUUCCAUCUCUCAUAUAUGAUAUUUCUCCACUUCUUUCCACUUUAUUAACACCCAAAACUAAUUAAGAGAGCCAUUCAUUUUAGUCAUAAUCACUCGUUCUCUGUUAUCCAACUCUCUGCAGUUUUCAACUUCAUUUCACCUCCCCCACCCAAAAAAAUAUGAAGGAGAAACCAAUUCAACAAAAAUACAGUUCUUUCCACAAUAAUUGACCAUUGUGACUGUUGUGAGUACCCACAUGUAACAUUUCACUUUAAAUGUGAGUACCAAAUUAUCCACUUCUUUCCACAAUACUAAUAAUUCAGUUCUCCACUUGUUUCCACUCUAAACCCCCAAAACUUACAGAACCUUUCAUUUCAUUCAUAAAUUUUUCUGAAGAGUUUUCAACUUUAUUUCAAAAAGAAAGGAAAAAAAAAAAAAAGAAAAGCAAGUAUGGAAGUUGUAGAGAUGGUAGUUUCAGCAAUGUUUAAAGAAGUGUUGGAUAAACUGGUCUCUGAAGGAGUGAAGCAGUUCAUGAAGCUGGUCAACAAAGGAAAGAAUUCUAAAAAUAAAAUCAAUAUCGAAGAUUGGAAGAAUGAGCUGGAGAUGAUUGAAAGGGUUUUGAGCGAUGCUGAACAGAAACAAUGUGAUGAGCAACACGGAGCUGCAAUCAGGUUGUGGCUGGAGAAUCUUCAAGACUUGGCUUUUGAUUUGGAGGAUCUUUUGGAUGACUUUGCAUAUCAAGCCCUGAAAAUGAAUCAGGGUAAUAAUGAUGAUUUUGAUGUUCAUCAUUUCAAGAAGAAUGCUCGUGGAUUUCUUCCAACUUCCUUCCAUAAUAUGGUUGGCAGUGUUUUGGCGUGUGGAUGUAGUACUUCCCGGCAAAUUGGAUACUCUGGUCCAGACUUUUCAUCAAGGAUUGAUGAGAUAAGUAAUGCCUUGAACAAGAUUCAAACCCGGGUUUCGACUUUGGGUCUCCUAACCAACAACUUGAGGCAACCAACAAACGCAGUAGAGGAGCAGCAUCGAAAGAUGCGAGAGACCUCUUCUUUGAUAAGCGACAAGCAUCAUGUUUACGGGAGGAAUGAUACGAAAAAAGAUAUCAUCUGUCAAUUGUUGGAAGAUAAACUAAGUUAUGAGAAUUAUGUUGUGAUCCCUAUCGUUGGAAUGGGAGGCAUUGGGAAGACAACUCUUGCGCAGUAUGUCUACAAUGAUAAGGAGGUGAAGACUCACUUUGCUCUUAAGGCAUGGGUGUGCGUAUCAGAUGCGUUUGAUGUGAAACGGAUAACAAAUGAUAUCAUCAACUCGGCCACCCAAGGCAAUUUUGAUUGUAGCAACCUGAAUCAAGCACAAGAGAAAUUGCAGCAAGUGCUAAAGGACAAUAAAUUCUUAAUUGUUCUUGAUGAUAUUUGGAGUGAGAAAUAUGAGGAGUGGAACCAGCUACAAAUACCUUUUCUUGGUGCAGCACGAGGAAGCAGAGUCAUCGUCACAACCAGAAAGGAGGUCACUGCAAGGGUGAUGAAUAAUCCCAACCCCAUCCAUUUAGAACAUUUGUCUGGUGAGUAUUGUUGGAGUAUAUUUCAGCAGCAUGUUAAUACUAUGCAUUCAGACCUUGCUGAGAGGCGGGAUGAUAUUAUCCGCAAAUGCGAUGGAUUGCCUUUGGCUGCAAAAGCUCUUGGUGGUCUGCUACGAAAGACAGUGGAGAAGAGUCGGCGCCAAAGGAUAAUAGAUAGCAAUAUUUGGAGCAAGACGUGUGAAAUUUUGCCUGUUCUAUGGUUGAGUUAUCAUCAUCUGUCAUCUCUUCUGAAGUGUUUAUUUGCUUAUUGUUCCAUAUUUCCUAAAGAUUACGAAUUUGAGGAGAUGGAGAUUAUCCAACUGUGGAUGGCUCAGGGCUUCCUACCAGACACCACAACAAAUGAAAGAAUGGAAGAUAUUGGCCAUGAGUACUUCAAUGAUUUGGUAUCAAGGUCAUUAUUUGAAAAAAGUCCAUCUGCACGAGGAAUGUUUAUCAUGCAUGACCUCAUACAUGAUGUGGCUCAAUCUGCUGCAGGCAACCUAUGCAACGUAAUGGAUGGCACGGAUACACAGACGGAUUUCAGAAGAACUCGUCAUUUGUUUAUCACCAAGCAUGUUCAAACCUUGGGAAAUCAAAUUAUGGCUUCUCAGUUGCGUACUUUUCUAUGGAAUUAUGCUUUGAAAAUUGACUAUUCUGAUUUUUUCAACAAAAUCCGUUACAUACGCACUCUAUUUCUAUAUUCGGAUGAAAUUGAAGCUUUGCCAGAAUGUAUCGGUGAUUUAAAGCACUUGCGCUACCUUAGUCUCAAACUUAGAAGAAUAAAAGAGUUGCCACUUUCAAUCAACGAUCUUUGGAAUCUCCAAACACUUUGUUUGAAAGGAUGUGGUGGACUUGAGAAGGUUCUAUGUAUUGAAUCGCUUGGGAAACUUCGUCACCUGUACGCUGGAAACAAUUGCGUUGGCAUCGGGAAAUUAACAAACUUGCAGACUCUGGAUAUACUAGGUGGGUCCAGGUUAAGGGAGUUGGGGAAGUUGAAUCAGCUCCGUGGAAGAUUAAGAAUCAUGUUCGCGCUAUUAAAUGUGACAGAGGUUGAGGUUAAGGACGCAGAGGAAGCCCAGUUGUGUAAGAAAGAGCAUCUUGAUCGGUUGGAAUUGAUAUGGAGGCGUAGAUGGAGAGAAGUGGUCAAUGGCAAUAAAAUGCAAGAUGUGGUUGAGAAGUUGCGGCCUCACACUUCCAUCAAAGAGUGUGAGUUGGGGGAUUACAUGGGCUCGACAUUCCCAAGUUGGUUGGGAGAUUCCUCUUUCAUUAACAUGGUGGACAUAUAUGUGCAUAGUUGUGAUAAUUGUGUAUGCUUGCCUCCAUUGGGGCAACUACGCUCAUUGAAGAGUUUUAAGAUUGUCUGUAUGGAUGGUAUUAAGGAGGUUGGUCUUGAAUUUUAUGGGAAAUGCCCAAUUCCUUUUCCAUCUUUGAAGACUCUAGAAUUUUCUUGUAUGAGAUCCUGGGAGAAGUGGGUGCACCCACUAGUUGACAACAAGGCAUUCCCCAACCUUGAAAUGCUUUCUAUUUAUGAUUGUCCGUCAUUACAAGGUGAUAUACCUCCUCAUUUGCCUUCUCUUAGGAGGUUGGAAAUCAAUGAAGUCGAGCAGCUACAAUCCUUGGAAUUGAAGAAUUCGUCUUCCUCAACUUCUCAUCUUCCCUUGACUCUAAAAUCGCUGAGGAUUUAUAAUUGCAAGAAACUACGGUAUGUAGAAUUUGAUAAACUAUCUACGAAUUCGUCUUCCUCAAUUUCUCAUCUUGAAGAAGUCAUUGUUAUGUAUUGCAAAUCUAUGGUCUCUAUUGGUCAAAUUCCCUUGACUCUAAAAUCGCUGAUGAUUGAUGAUUGCGAGAAACUACGGUAUGUAGAAUUUGAUGAACAAUCUACGAAUUUGUCUCGUGGAAGUGACAAAUUGGAACUUCCUCUUCUCACCGAAUUGGAAAUAGUAAGAUGCCCAAGUCUAAUAUCAUUACAGCAAAGCCUGCUUCUCCCAGCUUUACGAGAUCUUCACUUAAAGGAAUGCGAAAAUAUGGAAAAGCUUCCUGGUGAAUUUGAUAAACUAUCUACGAAUUCGUCUUCCUCAAUUUCUCAUCUUGAAAAUGUCAUUGUUGAAAGUUGCGAUUCUAUGGUCUCUAUUGGUCAAAUUCCCUUGACUCUAAAAUCGCUGAGGAUUAAUGAUUGCGAGAAACUACGGUAUGUAGAAUUUGAUGAACAAUCUACGAAUUUGUCUCGUGGAAGUGACAAAUUAGAACUUCCUCUUCUCACCGAAUUGGAAAUAGUAAGAUGCCCAAGUCUAAUAUCAUUACAGCAAAGCCUGCUUCUCCCAGCUUUACAACAUCUUCACUUGAAGGAAUGCGAUAAUAUUACCUCCCUGGUGACAGAAAAGCUUCCUGGUGAAUUGCACAAUAUUACCUCCCUCCAGAGCUUAGCGAUUGAAGACUGCCCUAAAAUCCAUAGCUUAGCAGAAGGUGGUUUACAUUUCCUGACAUCACACCUUUCUCUCCCUUCUUCCUUGUCUACAUUACAUAUCAACAGUUUCCAAAAUUUGAAAACCGUAUCAUUCAAUGGCAGCACCAGUCCCAACCUCACUCGUCUUGUUGUUAGCGAAUGCCCAAGGCUUGAAUCAUUGGGAUUGCACCUUCUUACUUCCCUUGAAUUUCUAGAUUUUUAUAAUGAAGAACUUAGUAAUUCCCAAGGCUUGAAUCAUUGGGAUACACUAGAGUCCAUUAGCUAUCCUGACUUUCCCUCUUCCUUGUGUGAGUUAAAUAUCGGGAGUUUUCAAAAUUUGAAAACAAUAUGUUGUUCCACUCUUCCCAGACUACGCAGGAUGCAUAUCUUUGGUUGCCACAAAUUGGAAUCCUUUGGUGACAAUGGCCUUCCUCCACACAUUGAUAAUGUCGAUAUUGAAUUGUGUGAAAUGAUAGAACAACAUUUGACAAGUGAUCCCAAUGGUCGUAUAACAAAUUAUGGGAGAGGAAAAUUCUCAAUGCCUCUGUCCGGAAGUCAACCAAGCUCAGCCGAAACAACUUGUUGAUACAACACUCAACAAUCAAUGGAACUUCACUCAAACAAAAGAUUAUAAACUGGUGACAAACAUUAUUGGUUCUACACUUCUAGAGCUGCAGAAAGUUUGUCCACGUUCAGACAUUCAUCCAAGGAUUAAUGUCAUUUCAUAGUUGCAAAGUGAUCAGAUCCCGGCAGAGUGUUUUAGUUACGCUGCAGAUGUGCCAAGUAGAAUGAAGCUUGUCAAAGCUAGGAAGUUUCGACGCUGUUUAUUACAGUAAGCAAUAGUGUGGCUAAGAUACACUGCUAUAGUACCAAGAAGCAUCAGAUAAGCAUAAAUUGGCAUUUCUCUGUUUGAGCUUGAUAGCAACUUUGUUUAGCCAAUAUACUUGAGACCGCUCUAUAUGUUGCAACUUCAAGGUUUGUUAUUGCCUUAAAUUGUUGGCAUUUUUCAUUUAUGAUUCAGAGACAAGUCAUCAGGAUGCGCCUUUUAUUACUAGAGAGACAUAAAUUGAGGAUUUGCUUUUCACUGUCAAUAGCAACGCAUUUCAUCUGGUUGUUGUUCAAUAGCAACCAGGAUUUCUGCUUUUGCUCCA